Molecule: messenger RNA, 4050 nt
Organism: Conger conger (European conger)
Lineage: Eukaryota; Metazoa; Chordata; Actinopteri; Anguilliformes; Congridae
Gene: ctr9
Product: CTR9 homolog, Paf1/RNA polymerase II complex component
Exons: 24
Coding region: 151-3618 (1155 amino acids)
Biological process (GO): regulation of DNA-templated transcription
Cellular component (GO): Cdc73/Paf1 complex
Molecular function (GO): RNA polymerase II complex binding
Source: RefSeq, a predicted model, not a curated record
CGUUUCACCCGGAAGUGCUCGGAAACGUUCGGAGCGGAAGUAGUGGCGAGCUGAUCAGAAGAAGUCGAAAGGGAUUGUAGCCACAGAACUGUAUUGUAACGUAAUUUCAUACUAAAAUCUGGGAAAAGACCUGCAAUUCCUGCCGACAGAAUGUCUCGGGGUUCCAUCGAAAUCCCUCUACGGGACACAGACGAAGUCAUCGAGCUUGACUUCGACCAGCUACCAGAGGGUGACGAGGUCAUCAGUAUCCUGAAGCAGGAGCACACCCAGCUGCACAUAUGGAUCGCACUGGCGCUGGAGUACUACAAGCAGGGGAAGACAGAGGACUUCGUCAAGCUGCUGGAGGCGGCCCGUAUCGAUGGCAACCUGGACUACAGAGACCAUGAGAAAGACCAGAUGACCUGUCUGGACACCUUGGCAGCUUACUAUGUCCAGCAGGCACGCAAGGAGAAGAACAAGGAUGCCAAGAAGGAGCUCAUCACACAGGCCACCCUGCUAUACACCAUGGCCGACAAGAUCAUCAUGUACGACCAGAACCACUUGCUGGGAAGAGCUUGCUUCUGUCUUCUGGAAGGAGAUAAGAUGGACCAGGCUGAUGCUCAGUUCCACUUUGUCCUGAACCAGUCGACCAACAACAUACCUGCUCUGCUGGGUAAGGCCUGCAUCUCUUUUAACAAGAAGGAUUACAGAGGUGCUCUGGCUUAUUAUAAGAAGGCCCUCCGCACCAACCCUGGCUGUCCAGCCGAGGUGAGGCUGGGGAUGGGCCACUGCUUCGUGAAGCUGAACAAGCUGGAGAAGGCCCGGCUGGCGUUCGGCCGAGCCCUGGAGCUCAACUCCAAGUGCGUGGGGGCUCUGGUGGGGCUGGCCGUGCUGGAGCUCAACAACAAGGAGGCCGACUCCAUCAAGAACGGGGUGCAGCUGCUCUCCAGGGCCUACACCAUCGACCCCAGCAACCCCAUGGUCCUCAACCACCUGGCCAACCACUUCUUCUUCAAGAAGGACUACAGCAAAGUGCAGCACCUGGCCCUCCAUGCUUUUCACAACACAGAGGUGGAGGCCAUGCAGGCUGAGAGCUGCUACCAGCUGGCCCGCUCCUUCCAUGUACAGGAGGACUAUGACCAGGCCUUCCAGUACUACUACCAGGCCACGCAGUUUGCCUCCUCCACCUUCGUCUUGCCCUUCUUCGGCCUGGGCCAGAUGUACGUGUACCGCAGGGACAAGGAAAAUGCAGCACAGUGCUUUGAGAAAGUCCUGAAGGCCUACCCCAACAACUACGAGACCAUGAAGAUCCUGGGCUCUCUGUACGCCACAUCCGACGACCAGGAGAAACGGGACAUUGCUAAAGGCCAUCUGAAGAAGGUGACUGAGCAGUACCCGGACGACGUGGAGGCCUGGAUCGAGCUGGCGCAAAUCUUGGAGCAGACUGACAUCCAGGGUGCGCUCUCAGCAUACGGCACGGCCACACGUAUCCUCCAGGAGAAGGUGCAGGCUGAUGUCCCUCCAGAGAUCCUCAACAACCUGGGGGCUCUGCACUUCAGACUGGGCAACCUGGGAGAGGCCAAGAAAUACUUCCUGGCCUCCCUGGAGCGAGCCAAAGCAGAGGGAGAGCACGACGAGCACUACUACAACGCCAUCUCCGUCACCACCUCGUAUAACCUGGCCCGCCUGUAUGAGGCCAUGUGCGAGUUCCACGAGGCCGAGAAGCUCUACAAGAACAUCCUCCGGGAGCACCCCAACUACGUCGACUGUUACUUGCGUCUUGGAGCUAUGGCUCGUGAUAAAGGCAACUUCUACGAAGCUUCGGAUUGGUUCAAAGAAGCCCUGCAGAUCAAUCAGGACCAUCCGGACGCGUGGUCCCUGAUAGGGAACCUCCACUUGGCCAAGCAGGAGUGGGGUCCGGGGCAGAAGAAGUUUGAGCGCAUCCUGAAGCAGCCGUCCACGCAGAACGACACCUACUCCAUGCUGGCGCUGGGCAACGUGUGGCUGCAGACCCUGCACCAGCCCACCCGCGACCGCGAGAAGGAAAAGCGCCACCAGGAUCGAGCCCUGGCCAUUUACAAACAGGUCCUGCGUAACGAUGCCAAAAACCUCUACGCUGCCAACGGCAUAGGUGCAGUCCUGGCCCACAAGGGCUACUACCGCGAGGCGCGCGACGUGUUCGCCCAGGUGAGAGAGGCCACUGCGGACAUCAGUGACGUGUGGCUCAACCUGGCACACAUCUACGUGGAGCAGAAGCAGUACAUCAGCGCUGUGCAGAUGUAUGAGAACUGCCUGAAGAAGUUCUACAAGCACCAGAACACAGAGGUGCUGCUGUACCUGGCACGAGCACUCUUCAAAUGCGGGAAGCUACAGGAGUGCAAGCAGACCCUGCUCAAGGCUCGUCAUGUUGCCCCAAACGACACGGUGCUGAUGUUUAACGUGGCGCUGGUGCUGCAGAGACUCGCCACUCUGGUGCUGAAGGACGAGAAGAGCAACCUGAAGGCCGUGCUGAGCGCUGUCAAGGAGCUGGAGCUGGCACACCGGUACUUCAGCUACCUGAGCAAGGCUGGGGACAAGAUGAGAUUUGAUCUGGCGCUGGCUUCCACCGAGGCUAGGCAGUGUUCGGAUCUCCUGAGCCAGGCGCAGUACCACGUGGCGCGCGCCAGGAAGCAGGACGAGGAGGAGAAGGAGAUGAGAGCCAAACAGGAGCAGGAGCGGGACCUCCUGCGGCAGCAGCUGCAGAAGGAGCAGGAGGAGAAGAGGAGCAAGGAGGUGGAGGAGCAGAAGAAGCUGCUGGAGCAGAGGGCUCAGUACGUGGAGAAAACAAAGGGUCUCCUCACCUUCACAGAGGAGGCCCAGAAGGAGAAGAGGAAAGCAAGCGGACGGCGCAAGAAGGGCGGCGACUUUGACGAGUUCGUCAACGACGACUCGGACGAAGACCUGCCUAUGAAGAAGAGGAGGAAGAGGAGGGCUGGCAGCGGCAGCGAGCAGGAGGAGGAGGGAGAGGAUGGGGAGAAGAAACCACGCAAGAAGAGGAGGAGACCCACAAAGGGAGGGGAUGAAGGCAGUGAUGACGAGGAUCAGGGCUCCAGACCCAAGAAACAGCGCAGACCCAGGGAGCGCAAGAGGAUGGAAAAGGCCAAGCCCGAGCGCCUGCCUCCGUCUCUCAAAGGGAAGAUCAAGUCCAAGGCCAUCAUCUCAUCGUCCGACUCGUCCUCCGAUGAGGACGGCCUGAAGAUCGCUGAGGACAGAAACCCGCGGGACAGCGGGUCAGGCUCAGAGGAGGAGUUGGGCCACAGGAAGCGCAUCGCGUCGGACAGCGAGUCGGACGAGGAGGGGAACCGCGCGGGCAGCCCGCGGCGCUCCAGGAACUCUGAGGACGAGUCCGGCAGCGACGGGCCGGGGCAGAGGCGGCGGCCGGCCCGCUCCGACUCGGAGCAGUCCGACAACGGGAGCAAGAAGAGCCGCUCCGAGGGCUCGGACGACGAGUCCCCGCCCGGCUCGCCCGGCUCGCCCGCCCCCGACUCCGCCCCCGGCUCCGAGAACGAGGCCUCGCCCCGUCGCUCUGACAACGACUCCGAGCCCGAGCAGUCCAACAACGAGGCGUCCAAUCGCGGCUCAGACGACGACAGCGACUGAGCCGAGCGUCCAAUCGCAACGGAGCGAGAGUAACUCAGGGGGGAGCUUUGUCCUUCCUCAGUACAAAAAAACACACAAAUAUUCAAUUUGACAUGAACUUGUUGAAGCUGUGGGUGGGGAUGUUUCAGGGAGGCAGUGAUGUGAUGGCCCUGCUUGUACUGGAGCCAUAAUGGGAUUCUCUGUCUGGUCUUUCUGUACUGGAUGCCUGUUUCUACAGUUUCCUUUUGUUGUUUCUUUGUCCUUUAUGUGAGCUGCGGGAGUGAGAGUGAAGCUGUGUAUAUAGAAAUGCUAAAUGCUAUCCUGCCUUAGUAUCAUCCCAUCUGCCCGUUUUCAUAUUGUUUUAAUAUCUUUCUGUUUGUUUUUUUUUGAAGAAGAGUAUUACUUGGCUGAAUUGUGGAGACAAUGUGUAGAUAAUAAAAUGAUCACAAAGCC